AUGUCCUUAUCAUCCGAUCUAUCGUCCUCGUCUUUCAACGAUUAUAACGGCCGGCUGCAGGGCUCGGCUCUCAAGGCGACACACGCGGCUGUUUCACUGCCUGCUGACAUCCCCUUCCACCGUUCCAUUCACCCGGAAUUUGCGAAACGACUAGACCAAUGUUCUGCUCGGGUGCUAUCUCUCACGAACAAGCUCCUGACCUUGUCUACCACUGCAAAUGCAGCUAACACCUCCCGCGGGAAGGGCAAGGCGCGAUUAGAAACACAGGACGAUGUUGUAGACAACUUCCACUCAAUGGUCGUGGAUGCUAUGGACCAGUUGCUUGAAAACGCGGAUAUUGGCAUAGAUCAAUUCCUUGGUAAUCUCAAAGUCCCCGCGAUUGCGGUGAAUCCGACUCCCGCAACCGCUCAGAAAGUAUGGGUUCAGGGACGUCUCGAUCCGGCGUUACAACACGCGUCGUACCUUGCAAAGCCGCAGCUCUCCUUCAAGAGGAAAGUCAACAACAACCGUCACACGGCGUGGACUCCUACCUUGAAGCAUAAGUAUAAUGCUCAAGUCCCCCUCGGAUACAACCUUGGAGAGGAAGGAGAAGAGCCUUCAACAUCGCUACAUCCCUACCGCUACGAAAUCAGGCAUAUAGCCUACCCUUCGCGCAUGUUCACGUCAGCGCCACCUAUCUCGCCACGCUCUUUCGAGGAGACUCCAUUCUCUUGGGUAUCAACUCCAGAAGAUUUCGCGACGAUGCUUGACAAGCUCCGUCCCGCGAGUGAGAUCGCGAUCGACUUGGAGUACCAUAACUAUCGCACAUUCAGUGGCUUCGUGUGUCUGAUGCAAAUCAGCACCCGCGAUGAGGACUUUGUGGUCGAUACGCUCGCUCUGAGGGAAGAGCUGGAGGAACUGAACGAAGUGUUCACGGAUCCCAAUAUUGUCAAGGUGCUACAUGGCGCCGAAAGCGAUAUCGUAUGGCUUCAGCAAGAUUUCAACCUCUACAUCGUCAACCUCUUCGAUACGUACCACGCAUCCAAAGUACUAGACUUUCCCAGGCACGGCCUCGCGAGCUUGCUGGAGAUGUACUGCGACUUCACUGCGGACAAGCGAUAUCAACUUGCGGACUGGCGCAUACGGCCAUUACCGAAGGAAAUGCUCCAGUAUGCCCGCUCGGAUACUCAUUUCCUCCUGUUCAUCUAUGAUAACCUCCGCAAUGCUCUCCUCGACCGCGCUCAGUCUCGUGCCCAGUCCCGCGCACAGAGCCCAUCAUCUCCUACGUCAACCCCACCACCGGAUCCCUCGAUCCCUCCUGCACACGUACUUGUCCGAGAGGUACUGUCACGUUCGGAAGAGACCGCGUUGCGGGUCUACGAGAAGGAGAUCUACGAUGCUGAGUUUGGUUUGGGCCCAGGCGGGUGGGAUACGAUGGCGCGCAAGUGGAACAAGACAUUGCUUAUCGGGAGCAUGGCGGAAACAAACACGGGUGCUGCUGUGAACGUUCAGCGCGCUGUCUACCGUGCAGUGCAUGCAUGGCGGGAUAAGAUCGCUCGCGAAGAGGACGAGAGCACACGAUAUGUUCUGCCGAACCAUUACAUCUUCUCGCUCGCGGAGCGGACACCUGCUGACAUGGCGGCGCUACUCUCUGUGUUCCAUCCUGUGCCAUCGGUUAUCCGACGGCGAGCCAAGGAAUUGCUGGACGCGAUCCGGGACGCUGUCAAAGGGGCGCUGGGCUCCGGUAGCACAACGGAACGCGGCGCAGAAGUGACUGCGAGUGUAGAGGGUGAGGAAAUUAUGUCAGUCGACGACCCUUUGACGACGGUUGUUACGGCUACGAGCAUGGCGUCGACCGUAUCUCCGGCUUCCCUGUGGGUGAAUGGUGAGCUAAUUGAGAACACGUAUAGGUCGACCCUAUGCUCACGUCUUGAUGAAGCGUCCUCCAUAACAGCUUCGUCAUCUACGCUAUUCGGACCUUCGCUGCUACGGAAUGCCGCGACGACACUACCCAUCACGUCGCGUAGCUCACUUCUAGGCGGAAAGUCUGAUGCUGUCUCUCUAUCCCAACGGAUCGCACCUCACAAGACGCGCUUCCUCGAGGCCGCCAGUCGUAUACACAGCGCACUCGUCAUCGCGCCCACAGUGCCCAAGAUCGUAUCUGUCAAUUCGGAGACGAGUGUGACGCCCAUUGUGUCCACCCCAGACGAUCCAGACGUGCUCAAGAAUGACGGGGUGGAAGAACUUCCGUUCGUCCCUGCAUCUCAGCGGAAACGGGACGCGGAACCUGUCGACGACACGAUAGUGGUUGUUGGCCAGCCUAAGCGGAAGAAGAGGAAGGGCGUCACAGAAAAAGCUACGAACGCGUCCGACUCCGGGGCUACACAAGACACCAGUCCCAUGGAGGAGGUUGAAGCGUUCGACUACGCAUCUGCACCGAACAUUUUGGACGAUGGCUCGGACUACGAGCGCGCGAAUGCCUCUGGCGCGAAAAAGAAGCAAAAGCGCGCCAAGGGGUCGAACGCGGCUUAUUACGGCAACUUCGGCGCGGCACCGAAGGCGCACAGCCAACCCAAGAGCGGGAACCAAUCGCGGACGUUCCGAUGA
This is a messenger RNA of Dichomitus squalens LYAD-421 SS1, 2586 nucleotides long. RefSeq lists its product as uncharacterized. Bases 1 to 2586 code for a protein of 861 amino acids. Gene Ontology annotation, biological process: nuclear polyadenylation-dependent antisense transcript catabolic process; histone mRNA catabolic process; nuclear polyadenylation-dependent rRNA catabolic process. Lineage: Eukaryota; Fungi; Basidiomycota; Agaricomycetes; Polyporales; Polyporaceae. The transcript has 10 exons. The record is from RefSeq and is a predicted model, not a curated record. Gene Ontology annotation, cellular component: nucleolus; nuclear exosome (RNase complex). Gene Ontology annotation, molecular function: nucleic acid binding; 3'-5'-RNA exonuclease activity; nucleotide binding.